CACCUUGUGCAUAGAAGCCUUCCACUGCAGCCUUCACUGUUGUGGUCUUCAGCCCCAUCAUCAUCUUAAUCAUCUUCAUCAUCUCCAUCAGAUCCAGAUCCAUCCUGAGUCAUGAGGGCUGCGUCCAUCCUUCUGCUGUGCAUCCUGGGAGCUGCUCUGCUGUCCUCAGUGAACUGCAGCAACGCCAACAGUCCGUCUGAAUGCUGCUUCACCUGGUACCCAAGAAGAAUAAACAAAAGACAAGUCGUCUCCUACUACCUGACCGGUGAUCGGUGUACGAAGAUCGGAGUCAUUUUUGUGACAGCCAAGGCACGCCACAUCUGCGUGAACCCAAACCUGUCCUGGGUGGAGGGCAUCAUGAAGAACCUGGACGAGAGCUCCUUUUAAAACUGCAAAAAUCCAACAUGCACUGCAGCUUUUUAGCACUUCUUUGAGUCAUAUACAUGGUUCAAAAUUUAUAUAUAUUAAAAAAGAAAGUGCUUUAGAUGGAGUCCUUUUGAGCAGAUCUUGUUUUGUUUUUUUUAUCUUCUGUAUUUUUUAUGCUUUGUAAUAUCGAACAGUGUAAACCUCAGAUGUAUACAAUAAAUACAAACUUUGA
Sphaeramia orbicularis (orbiculate cardinalfish) is the source of this 598-nucleotide messenger RNA. RefSeq names its product chemokine (C-C motif) ligand 36, duplicate 1 (gene ccl36.1). The transcript is spliced from 3 exons. Gene Ontology annotation, molecular function: chemokine activity. Lineage: Eukaryota; Metazoa; Chordata; Actinopteri; Kurtiformes; Apogonidae. The coding region runs from base 112 to 387 and encodes 91 amino acids. Gene Ontology annotation, biological process: immune response. The record is from RefSeq and is a predicted model, not a curated record. Gene Ontology annotation, cellular component: extracellular region.